Messenger RNA from Sander lucioperca (pikeperch), 1684 nucleotides. RefSeq names its product chromosome 22 C10orf88 homolog (gene c22h10orf88). The record is from RefSeq and is a predicted model, not a curated record. The transcript is spliced from 9 exons. The coding region runs from base 296 to 1582 and encodes 428 amino acids. Lineage: Eukaryota; Metazoa; Chordata; Actinopteri; Perciformes; Percidae.
CUGUUUAAUGACGUCAGACCACAACAUCCCCUGUCGCGCGCUGCACACGCUAGCUGUAGUUCGACCAGUUCGAGUCAUUGGAUUUAGCGAUAGCAGAAGUCAGAAAUUCAUCGUUUUAGCAUCAGUUAUACCCCGGAAUCAAAUUCAGCCCUAGUUUUUCUUUAAUACGUCCAAUGAAAUGCGAAGACGAAGAUUCAGAAACCGGAAGAAAACAAGCUAAUCAAGGUUUUCAAUUGGAGCAAUUCUAAGCCUGUCUCCUAGUAGGUUCCGGUCCCUGUGGUCUGAGAGCAGUGUCAUGGUGGACAUUGCUGUGAAGAGCGAAGCUGCUUGGGUCUGCCAUGCGCAGGGACAUCAGUUGGCUGAUGUCCUGCUUCCUGUUCACAUCAGUAACAAAGAGGAUCAUGAAGAUGAGCUCAGUCAGCCGGAAGGAGACAAGACAAAUUGGGGCGGCCCGGUGCUGUUGGAGCAGACAGAGGAAGGCUCUCCGUGCGUCCUGACUCUCCGCUGCAGCCCCUGCUCCUCUACCGCCAUCAGCCGCCUGCUGGUCGUCAGCGAGGCUCGAACCAUGGAGGUGUACAGCCAGAUGGGAGAAUACUGUGGGACAAUCCGCGGGGAGAGGGGCGACAGUGUCCAGCCAGACAGUUCAGACAGAGGCCCUUUUUACAAGAAACAGCUGAUCCUGGAGCAUCCGUCCCCAGCCUGUGAAGUCAAGCUGCUCUCCCUGGGCGGUAGGAGCAGUGUUUUGGUGUGUCGAGUCAUCGUGAGCCUGCAGCAGCUACAGCCCUGCGCGGCCCGCGGCCCCGGUAUCGACAUGCAGCAGGUGCAGUGUCUGGUUGAGGAGAUGGGAACGAGCCUUUCUCCAGGAGCCCAGAACCUCAUGGACAUGGUGCACUUCCAGCAGAAGAACCAGACCAGCUCUCUGGGCGGCUUCCUGCCUCUCCUGAUGGGCGGUGGAGUUUUCUCCGCCCUGACUCAAGGAGCCAACAUCUCCCCAGCAGCCGUGAGCAACCAGCCCCAGCCUGCAGACUCCAGGCCUCCAGUCGGCUCCAUCAGACCUGCAGAUGAAGCUCCGCCGGCUCAGAACGGAGCGAUGUCAAACGGCUCUACCGCCUGCUCCCCAGACCCGCCGGCUUCUGGUGUCAACACUGAGAAAAUAACGAGCGGUGAGAGCGGAGGACCCGUGAGCCACGCCCAGAUGGCGGAGAUGAUGUCACACUUCCUGAAAGGCCAGGGGCGCGGCCAGGCGUCGAGCUCCGGCCCUGAGCUUCUGCCCAUGCUCCAGAGCCUCUGCGGACAGGUGACCAAGCUGAGACUGGACGACGCUGCAGAGAAGGAGAGGAUGAUGAGAAAUGGCACAUGGGAGCUGGACCCGGCCAUGGAGCGUCGUCUAGAGGAGAUGGAGAGGAGGCUGAAGGAGCAUGUGGACCGCCGCCUGGACGCUCUGGAGCAGAAGCUGGAGAAGGCCCUGCUGAGCGCCCUGCCGCAUGUCGUCCUCAGCCAGGGAGCCAUGGGCAGCAGGGAGGGGGGAGCAGCCUCCACGGGCGCGUCGGAGCAGACCGCCCUGACACCAGCCACGCACUGAGUUCCGAACCGCUUAAAGACUAACGCAACAUGUAACCUGGAAGCCUUUCUGACUCUCGUCCUUCUCCAACUAGACCUUAGUGGCAGAGGGGAGGCAAAGCAG